Oryzias melastigma (Indian medaka) is the source of this 2645-nucleotide messenger RNA. It is a transcript of the gene meox2a, whose product is annotated as mesenchyme homeobox 2a. Gene Ontology annotation, molecular function: DNA-binding transcription factor activity, RNA polymerase II-specific; RNA polymerase II cis-regulatory region sequence-specific DNA binding. NCBI's taxonomy places the organism in Eukaryota, Metazoa, Chordata, Actinopteri, Beloniformes, Adrianichthyidae. Gene Ontology annotation, biological process: positive regulation of transcription by RNA polymerase II. The record is from RefSeq and is a predicted model, not a curated record. The transcript has 3 exons. Gene Ontology annotation, cellular component: nucleus. Bases 705 to 1652 code for a protein of 315 amino acids.
UUGCUGGUGUUUCAGUAACUUCCUCCUGGGACGGCGGUGUUUGGAACGCCGCCGUCCCUCAGAACAAUGCUCAGAGGAAGCGGUUAAUGGAGACAACAAGCAUCUCCUCCUGCCUCCACACCAACAGGUCUGAAAAAGGGUCAAAGCUGACAAAGGCGAGAAGGGGGGGCCUCGACACCUCUCGACCUCUGUACGGUGUCCCACUUUCCCCCCGUGUGACCUCCCCUCGGCUCCGCCCACAAACCAUCAGGGCCGUUUUCUGGAGGAGCGUGAGGUCAGAUCCAGCAUGGAGCGCCGUCUCUGCGGAGGCUUUAACGCCACACAUGUAUUGUGCUUUGCGUUCUGGAGGGUGAUGGCACGUAUGUGGUCAGUAGCGCGUUUGCAGACCCAGCCUCCCUCUCACGUUACACCCUAUUUAUAACGUCCCCUCCGCCGGCUCCCCUCGUUCUGCAGUUCCUCCGAACCUCCUCGUGCUUCCAGGCUGGAGCUCCAGCCCCCUGCUCCUCCUGACAUCUGAGAGGCUCAGCUGCAGCCGUCCCGGGAUAACUGUUUAUCCAGUGGAGCCUGGCAACCGGAUUACCGCAGGACGCCGCAUUUCAAAGCUUUGACUGAAGGAGAAGUUUUGGGAGAGUACGAGGAAAAGGAGCAGCAUCUGGAUUUACGUUUGUUUUUCUUCCUUCACCUCCUUCCUCUGCUGGAGCGCCAUGGAUCACGCUCUGUUCAGCUGCCUGCGGAGCCCCCACGCCCCGGCGCCGGCCCUGCAUCCCGCCUUCACCCAGUCCCCGCUGACGCUGCACGGACGCUCGGACCACAUCUCCUACCCCGACCUGGCCUCCUCCUCGUCAUCCUCCUCCACCUCCUCGCCUUCGCCGUGCGUCAUCUCCAGCUACUCGCCCGAUGACGGCCUGUUCCCCGGGCAGCACCCCCACCACCCCCACCGGGCCCACCUGGCCUCCCAGCAGCAGCAUCACCCCCCACCUCAGCACCACACCUCGUGGCACGUCCCGCAGAUGCCGUCGCCCGGCGGCGGCGUGCGCCACGGCCUCUGCCACCCGCACUCACACGCGCCCCACGACGGCGUGCCGGCGCCCUCCGACCUGGGCCAUCCGGGGGCGCCCAGCUUGUGUGCCAGCACCCCCAGUUUGGGUGGCAGCAGCACCCCCUCGGGGGCCUCCUGUGUGCCCGCCGACUUUGGCCGGCAGACUCUGUCCCCCGCCGAGGCGGAGAAGAGGAACGGCAAGAGGAAGAGUGACAGUUCAGAGUCCCAGGAUGGGAACUUCAAGUCGGACGGCAGCAGCAAACCCCGGAAGGAGAGGACGGCCUUCACUAAGGAGCAGAUCCGCGAGCUGGAGGCCGAGUUCGCCCACCACAACUACCUAACCAGACUAAGGCGCUACGAGAUCGCCGUCAACCUGGACCUCACUGAGAGACAAGUGAAGGUGUGGUUCCAGAACCGGAGGAUGAAGUGGAAGAGGGUGAAGGGCGGCCAGCAGGGGGUGGCGGCUCGCGAGAAAGAACUGGUGAACGUGAAGAAGGGGACUCUGCUGCCGUCGGAGUUCUCCGGCAUCGCCGCGCUGCACCACUCCACGGACUCCUUAGCCAACGAGGACAGUCAGGACAGUGACCAGAGCUCCGAGCACGCUCACUUAUGAUGCACUCACCCCCCCAGCAGGAGCGGAGUCUGCCCCGACCCCCCUCACAGGGGCUGCUGCUUGCUGCCAUCGUCGCACUGCGAUGCUAAACAAGUGUACAGUCGAGAACUCACCGUUUCCUUGAUGAAAGUAAAAAAAAGAGCUUGUCGUAAAUAUUAACGCGUCAAAUGCAUUAUGGGUAAUCCUGUUAACAUUCCACGCUGUGUUUGGAGAAGCAGCUUCGAUUUGCACUGUUGAACCCCCAGUCUGCGAUGGCUUUCUGCUGUACAAAGGGUCACUUUCAACGGAAUCGAACUGGCGCCCCUGACGUUAGCCGUCUGUACAUAUCUCUCAGCCUUACGUUGAUGAUUCUUUGUCUUCAUGUGUGGUUCCUGCAUUAAUAAACUCCGACGGCCGACACCUUUCUGCUCAUGGGGGGGGUGUUUGUGACCUCCUCUGACCCUGAAAUCUGGACUCUCUUCAGAUCGAAGGAACCGGAAAAACCGUCUUCCUGCAGGUCCAAUCUGGUGCUGAAGUGGAUUAAACACUGCAGUUAGUGGAGAGGGGCUGGUCAUGUCACGUCCUGAUUCGUGGGGGGGACCGUGACCCCAGCCCAGACUAGGGGGAGCCUACAAAGGACUGGAUUCACCUAGAAAACCAGAAGAAAUCCUUUGGUGGUUUGAUCUUUCUCUACGAUGGGCUUUAUGCACGUGUUGGACGUCAGACCGCUAAGUCAUUCUGGUUUGGAGAGUUAAUUGCAGAACAGCAUCUUCUGAGUUUUAAGAUGCUUACUCCAUAUUUUCUAGAGGCUCCUAAUGUCACAAUAAAGGAGAUCUGGCUCCAGAAUGAACAUCCAAACCUGAGUUAAAGACAAAUGUUUCUGCACUGUUCAGGUUAGCCACAGGAUUUGAAACUAACAACUCAAACAACGAACGGAAACUUAGCUUAUGACAUCCAGCCCUAAAGUAUAUCUAGAAAAUACUGUCUAAAAAACUUCAACAUCUCUAUAAGAAA